AUGAGGUUCGCUUGUGCGGUGCUUGCCUCGCUGGCUUGCCUCUCCGUGGCGGUGAUGGGUAACGGAUACGGAGGGUCAUACUACCCCGUCCAGAAUAUGUACAGCGGUUACGGAAAAGGAGGUAUGGUAGCACCUUACUAUGGUGGAUACGGAGGAUACGGAAAAGGAGGGGGGUAUGGCGGAUAUAGCGGAUAUGGACAAGGACAAGGAGGAUAUGGUUUUCCAACCAUACUGUAUCCUGUUGCAUCCCCAGAACCAGGAGAUCUUCCUUUGGCAGCACUCGGAGGACUGUAUGGAGGAGGCGGAGCAUUCGGCGGCAACGACAACAACAUUUUUUUCCUUUUGGCAGCCUGGUAUGGAAAGAAAGGUCAGCCAAAAGAGGGGUAUACUUCCCAUUGA
This is a messenger RNA of Ylistrum balloti, 399 nucleotides long. RefSeq names its product shematrin-like protein 1. The record is from RefSeq and is a predicted model, not a curated record. The transcript has 3 exons. Lineage: Eukaryota; Metazoa; Mollusca; Bivalvia; Pectinida; Pectinidae. Bases 1 to 399 code for a protein of 132 amino acids.